Molecule: messenger RNA, 23710 nt
Organism: Paramuricea clavata
Lineage: Eukaryota; Metazoa; Cnidaria; Anthozoa; Malacalcyonacea; Plexauridae
Source: the annotation of a GenBank genome assembly
AUGGGAGUAAAUGGUCUUUGGAAGUUAUUGGAGCCGGUUGGGCGUCCUAUAACUCUGGAAUCACUCGAAAAUAAAACACUUGCUGUUGGUAUCCUUUUAUUGAAUUUAUUUUAUAUAAAUGUGAAGUUGUGAACUAUGCUGCAUUUAUAGUAGGUCACGUAAAAGAUCUUUGGCAUGACUUACUAUGUCUUUAAUAUAGGAAUUCCUUUAGAUUCCUAUGGCCGUAUCAGACCCGUAUGGGAAUUUUGUUCUUUACUUGGCAUUAUAAAAAUGCUACAUAAUUUUUAAUCAGUUUGAAAUAUUUGUCACACAAACAAUUAUGUCACAUUAUGCAUUAUUAUGUCACUUACAAUUGCUGAAUAAUGAACCCUAAUGCACCCUACUUUAUUACCCGGCAUACUUAAUCGAUAAAAACCGAUCAUCGGAAAUCAAAUCGAUCAAUCGAUGGUAAUCGAUGUUAUUUACUUAAUUGAUAUCGAUUGACCAAUGUCAAUCGAUGGCCAAUCGAUAGUCACAAAAUGUUAUAGCCAAUUUUAUCGAUUAUUAUCGAUAUUCAUCGAUUUUUAUCGACAAAAUGCUUUUGAUUUUUAUCGAUUUAUAUCCUAAAUAAUCACCACGUGUUGGCGUGUUCGAGCUAAAUAGUAAAUCUGUUCUCAUUUUUCGAAUGUACUCAUGUAUUUGAUCUGUAUUAUAGCCUAAUGAAAACUUAAUUUAAUCCAUUGUUGCUGAAUUCCGUUCACAUUUGAGUUUGUUACGACAUUAAAGUACGUAUUAAUUAAAUUACAGCGUUACCUGUUUGGUUGCAUGCCUAUUAACGGAGGAUUUUUCAUCAAUGACAAUUAAUAAUAAAUUGAUGAUCAAUCGAUCAAAGUUACAGCAAAAGAAGUCAUCGAUUAUUCAUCGAUUUCCAAUAUCAAUCGAUUGAUAAAUAUCGAUUGGUUUUGAUUGAUAUCGAUACUCAUCGAUUUCAUCGAUUAAGUACGCCGGGUUUAUUAUUAUCACUCUGUCUAUUGCCAGAUGAUUUUACCCAUCAAGGGUACUGCUGCUCAUUUGGUUGAUCAUUUGGUUGAUCCAGUUAACCCACUGAUUUGUACUGUACCAUAAUGCACCCUGCUUUAUUAUUUUACUCUGUCUAAUUCCGGACCAUUUUACUUGACAAGGGCUGAACUUCACCUUUGACACAUAAUUAAAAGGGAAUACACCCUAGAAUGUGCACGAAAUGGUGCACUACAGUAAUUGGGCCCAAAAAAUAUUGAAAUUUUCAGUUAGAUGUAUAGUUCAAAUAUGUAAUGAAGUAAAAUAACAAAAAAUAGUUUCAAAUAUGCAGUAGCUUCGGAUUACAUCUACAAACCAGGGAUAUUUUCAAGCACUAUAGUCUACUACCGUUUUUCAGAAGAAGAUUGAGUUUCUUUUGGGGGGAGGAUGUUAAAAAAUUUUGUGUUCCAUUCCAUUUUGGGUGCACAUUCCAAAAUAUUUUGGGACCAACUUUUUACGUGUUUACAAUUUGGAAGUGGGAAUUACACAAGGCGCCACAUAGACAGUCAGACUCCUCAUUGAUAGUCGGACGCAUCAUUGACCCGCGCCCUUAAACAAAACGUUCAGCGGAUACUCUUCUUAUUAGAUGCGCCUUCCCAGUGAUUUCAAAAUAUUGUAUUGCUUGGUUGAGAUGUCAAAAUCUAAUUGUGGCUUCAUAUCUUGUGUGGUGAUGACAUCUGACAUAUUUUGUUAAGUUAUAUUCGCCAUUCCCACUCGCUUUUCUUUACUUUUGUAACUGUUUUUGGAUACGAUGUAUUAAUACAUUUAUAUUUAUUCUCAAUAGAUUAAUAAUAAAUAGAUUGAAAGAUUAAAAUCCCAUGGCGGUAAAGGUAGCUACGAGUACAGUGACUUAGCAUUAAUAUUAGAUUAAAAUUAAUUGUCAUGGUGUUAAAGGUAGCUUUACUUCUAGUGGAUACGCGGAUACGCAGUCAAGUAGUUAUUUUGAGAACGAGGCAUACAGUUAGAUUAGUAGACUUUCCAAAGUCCGAAGUUCCUGGAAGCGACGGACUUUUGUCACCCGCAAGCGCGCCAAAUUCACCGGUGCAUUUUUGCUCCGGUGACGUCAGUGAACGCUCAUUAUUAUUAUGAACAAAACAAUAAUGAACUAGUGAAAUCGACAUGGUGAACGCCCACUAUGUCAUAAUUGAUUUUCGCGCCAAAUUUUUCAGUAAGAUUCAAAAUCAGGCAAGUGACACAAGUCGCUCGCUUCCGUCUUUCUCAAGCGCUCCCUUCUUGCUACCCGCGGUCCCUAGCGAGCGACUUGGGCAAGUCUAUUAGAUUAGCAUUAGAUCAAAUUCUCAUGCUAUAGGUAGCUCUAUAUUUUAGUAGAUACGCGGAUACGUGGACACGCAGUCACUGAGUAGUUAUUUUGAGAUUAAGGUAAUAAGCAUUAAUAGAUUAAAUCCAUGCUAUAGAGAGCUUAAAUGUGGUGUAAUAUGUAAAUAUGUUCCUCAUAACCGGACAUUGGUGUUUUACAGAUUAUGAUUAAUUAGUGUCGCUGGGAGAAAAAAAUUUAUAUUAUAAAGCACAUCACGACCACUUUCCACAAAUAGAAGUAUUGCAGAAUACUCUUCAGAGAUCUUAUUGCCUAUUUACCAGAUCUUAUUGCCUCGUUCUAAUAUACACAAACUAAUUACUAAGACAAUAUUACGAAUUGAUACUAUAAAGGAAUUAUCAUGCAAGACUGUUAAUGUUUAAUAUUAUGGUUAGUACACUAGUUAUCGUAGUUUUCAAUUGGGGGAAUAUACAGUUUUAACUCGCAAUAACAGUUCUUGAGUAUUUUCGGAACCAGAAAAACAAGCUCAGCCUGGUAGUUUACUAUGGCAUCGCGAAGCAAAUCGUCCAUCUUUCUACACGUGGUCGAAGAAGAACAACGUGGAGAUCAGUGAUGGAUAUAUGGUGCACCAGUGGGUUACGCGGGGUACGAAGGGAUCUAUCGAAAACGCGCGGAGGCCUGGACGCGGAUCAAUGAUGCGUCCGACUAUCAAUGAGGAGUCCGACUGUCUACGGAAAAAAAAUUGCGGCGCCACCAUGGUUGGCGCUGAGCGGGAAAAUUUUAAACUCUGAAGUCUCUAGAUGUGUAUAGUGGCUGCAUAUUUUCUCAACAUUGAUUUUACACAAUCAGAAAAUACAGAUAAUUCUACCAAUUCUGAUUGUCGACCGAUAAGGCAAAAAUUGGCCAACAAAAUAUACUAAGGAGUGAUGAAUUAUUAAGUUUCAAACUUCAAAGAAAGCUAUUUCUUUUAAUUAUGAAGCAAAUUUUGAAAAAUGAUAUGUAAUGCUCCACAUCAAUGGAUGAUUCCAGCUAUAGGCGGAAUUUUAAUCUAGACAUGAAGAACGAAAUCCAUUACCAUAGCUGGAAAGAGCAUCUUAAAAUGAGUAAAAUUGCAAAGUUUGGUUGUGAAAGUUGUAAAAUGAGGAAAAUAUAGCCCUGUGAAGUUCCCAAAUUUUGUAUAUAAUUCCAUUACGCGCGGGAAAAAUAACCAUUUCUGAGCCGAAAGUGGUUAUUUUUACCGCACGUGAUACAAAUAUAUACAAAAUUUGCGAACUUCGUAGGGCUAUAUUUUCUUAAUUUUACAACAUUUUGCAACCAAACUUUGCAGUUUUACUCAUUCUAAGAUGCUCUUUCUAGCUGUGUGUGUUGGAUUUCGUUCUUCUUGCCAAGAUCAAAAUUUAGUCUAUAGCUGGAAUCACCCAAUGCAGCAGCACUGCUGGCAGAAACAUUUGUUAUGUAUAUUAACUUUGAAACAAACAGGUCAUAGGCCUACUUUAACCCAUUGAUUGAUUGAGUGGCAGCACUCUCCCCUUCACAAGUAAAAUCUGGCGUUAGACAGAGUAAAAUAUUAAAGUAUAGGUGCAUCAGGGUGCAAGUUCAUACUACUAUAGGAUAAAACAAGUGCCUGGAAGUGCAAAAAUUACUCCAAGCUGUUUCCAAACAUCGGAUUAAAAGAUUAGGGUUGGAAACCUUGUGAUAACAUUGUGGGUGUGUGGUUACAGCUACAGUAGCAUAUCUAGUAGUGAACAAUAUACUUGAGGGAUUAUAUUUAAUUAUCAAACUAUGCAAUAUAAUAAGAACUUUUGGCAUACUGAAAUACACAUCUAAAGGGGUUUGGAGUAUCUUUCACAGAGAUUGAUCAGUUACAGUAGAUAGGUUUUUUCUGGAUUCCUGACAGGACGACAGGUACAUAUUGUUACUGAGUGGCGAGCACUUUCUCUAGGUAUUUUGCCUUAUUUGGUUGUUUCCCCUUUUACCAACAAGGUGCAAUAAUGGAUGUGGGAUAUGUGUUGUCCAUUAUAUUUAAACUUUCUUGACAUGCAUGUUGCUAAUCAGAUGUGAGUUUAUGGCUAAAUCAGGCUCUUUAUGGCAUGAAAAAUCAACAUGGCAGCACAGUUCCAAAUGCUCAUCUGGUGUUGUUGUUUCAAAGAAUUUGCAAGUUGUUGCAUUACAGAAUCAAACCAAUAUUUGUAUUUGACGGUGGUGUUCCUGAGCUUAAGAAGAAAACAAUGGUAAUUCAUUCAUUUAUUUCCAAAGCAAAAAUAUUUUAGAGCCUGUCCAAAACCAAUGCUUUGUUAAAUAAUGAUUCACCUCAGAACCUACCCAGCCUUCCAGGAUUUCAGGUCUUUAAAUCAUGAUGUUUUGAUGAAAUGUAAUGACUAAAACUGUGAAGCCUCUGGAACGCAGGCUUCUGGAACCCAUGUUGCUCAAGCCUUAAGAGGAUGCAUAGUUGGUCAGUAACAGGUUUGAAAGAAAACAAAAUUGAUUGAACCUUGUGAGAAUAAUCACGACCAUAUAUAUACAUACAAUACAAUACAAUGAUGCUUGUGAUGUUACUCUGAGUGUAUAUCCACAGAGUAACAUCACAAGCAUCUUAUUCACCUGAGUACAUAACACCAACAUAGCAAAUAUCAAUACAAUACAAAUAUGAAUCCUAUAGGAUUUUUACUGGAGAAAUUAAUAUAACCUUUUUAAUGAAAAACAUUCCAUCAUUUGGUUUGAUUUUCAACCUUUACUUAAUGACUUCUAAGGAAAAAUAACCUGAAAAGUUAAUAUUUGUUCAAAUAUAUUAGUAAGUUCUGUCGUUAUAACUAUUUUAAGCAUAUGUACUGUAGUUGUUAGUCUCUUUGUGUGGUUGUGGGGAUGAGAUUCUCAUCCCGUUUUAAAAUCACUUUUAUCUAUGUUGUAUUCGUAAGAAUCUAUUUAACAAUUAAAUUACGAGCUUGAGAUUUCUAUGAGGUGAUAGAUAUUAGGGGGAAGCCCGAAUCAACUAUCACCUCCUAGAAAUCGAGAGCGAGUAAUAUAAUUGUUUUAGUAGAAUUAGAGAUCAAGCAUAAAAUAUUCCACAGAAUAAUUCAAUAAUUUAUUUCUUAAUCCAUUUUUUAAAAUGCGCCAGGAAAAUGAUUGUUUUGCUACUCGCUAUCUAUCGAGGAAUAGAUAGCGAGUAGAGUAGCCAAUCAAAUUACAGCAUAUGCAAUAUUAGUGUAUAUACUAGUAUGAUUCUACUAAUAAAAUAUAGUUGAUAGUUCUUUACAUGAAAGUUUGCAACGUUAAUAAACUGAUUUGAAUUGAAUUUGUAACCUUCUGCAAUAAAAAAUUUGCCAGUUCACUUGUUCAAUUUGCAAAAGAUCAAAAGCAGUAGUCUUCAAGAUUGAGAAUGUUUCACUCUUUCAAAAGUACUUAGAGGAGAUAAACUUUCAGGGGGCGGUUGUACGAAGGCCGGAUAGCGCUAUCCAUUGGAUAUUGACUUUUUUAGCUAUUCUAAUAAAGACUAUAACUAUAAAACUAUAACUAUAAAACUACCGAUAUGGACCUCGCAAUAAAUAAAAAGAAAAAUAAUGGAGUUUAAUUAAUCUGGGUUAUAUACCAAUCAAUAGACAAUUUUGAGAAACUUUGAAAAAAUCACUAUAAUCCUGUAGAUAGUGCUAUCCGGCCUUUGUACAACCUGCCCCAGUUAUUCAGAAUUAACGUAUUAGUAUUUGGCUUGACGCUUUUAAACAUGUUUGUGUUCUAUUGGAAAUAAUUACGUAUGCACAGACUGGCAUAAUUCGCCAUUCUCCCAUGAGAACUGAAAACACGUGUCUGCAACGUCUUUACUCUAGGCUGCACGGAGGUCAAUCAGAUUGUCAGCCCGUAACAAGGCUCAAAAGAUAUCUGAAAAUGUUUUGAAGAAACACCUGAAGUCACGUGCGAUUGGUAGCGUGACAGGACGAAGAAGGUACUGUACUGUACUGUACUGUACUGUACUGUACUGUACUGUACUGUACUGUACUGUACUGUACAGCAGUACAGUUGUAGAAAUUCACUGACACUGCUGAGUUAUUAGUUUGAUAACGGAAACUGCAUUUUGCCGGGAAAAGGAGUUAUAAACUUAAGCUGGUUUAUAAAUUUGAGGAUUGUUUUCAAUAAAAUUUGCUGUUUAUUGUCCUCCGUUUCCAUGUUUGCCUGUUUUAGUAUGGCAGGCGCAUAUGAAGGUUGUAUCCUUAACCCUAUACUAUGCACAAAACACGAGGAAAUAAUCACAUGAAAACGAGGAUAAAAACAGUUCAUUCUGUUAAUUAAUGCAUAAUUAUAUUAUUUAUAUAUAAUAAUUUCUGUCAUGUAAGACUACUGUAUACAACUGCACUGUACCAAAAUCAUCCUGCGUUGACAUGCAAUAACUUCCAUUCUAUUAAAAGAAUGAGGAAAGCAAUUUUAUUGUUUCUACCCCAGUACGUAUGUACCUGACAGUUCUGUAUUUCCCUUCCCUUUGAUCAUUUCUUUGAGACGACCCUGCUAAAUGUCUGUUGCGUACUUGUGUUUGGUGAUAAAGAGCUGUGAUUUUACUGACGAACCAUUAGUCAUUAUAGUGCAUGUACAUUGGUCAUUAUAGUUAAAUGUACUGUGCCGUGCUAUGGACAUGUCCGUCAAUAGGCAGAUUCGAUGCACAUCUGUUUCAUUAGUUCAUUUGGAACAUCAACUUUGUUGAUAGGAAGAUAAAAGAGGUCUUUUAAUGACCAAUCAGCUUAUGGGAUAUAUUUUUUAUUGUCAGCCAGAGAUCAUCUGAUGUUUUAAAUCAGCCAGAACGCGAGAAAGAUUUGUUUGAACUACCUCCACUACCGGAGAGGAAAGAGCCUGAAAGGUAUAUUAAGUAAUGAAAGAACAUGUAUUUGAUGUGUAAUUUAUAUACACAACAUGAUAAGAUAUAGGUGGUGAAACAAGCCGUGAGUCCUGAAGUAUGUGUGAUGUACAGGACCCCUAGAAUAUUUGAACACAUGCUACUAACAGUGUAAAAAUUUCGUCAAUUUUGGAAAAAAUGUAGUAUAUAUUGAAUUUGUGCAGUAAAAUUUUAAAAGUGGAUUACUUAAUGAUGUUGUUAGGAGAUUCCAUAACCUGAAACAUUUAUAACUCAUCCACUCCUUCACAUCCUCCAAAACGAGAAAAUCGCAGCAAAAAUCGCCCGUGUAAACGGGCCUUUAAAGAUUUUGAUGAUUCAGUAUUUUAUUCUUGUCUGAAUAGUAUCUUGUGUAAUAAAGGUGUUAAAAGCAAUUACAGGUAACUCUCUGGUCUGCAAGCCCGAUAAUUUCAAAAAUGGAAGAGGGAAUUAGUUGCUAUUCAGGCUAACCUCGUCAACUCGGUUCCUUGUCGAAGCCAUGAUGAUACUAUUGUUUUUGACGAAAACCUUUAUCUGCAAAAAAGUAAUUGCUACCACGGAUUUUUAUCAAACUGUGGGUGGGGGCGAAAUUUGGUAAAAAAUUUCCAAUUUAGUAAAUUUUGAACAUCAUGUAUAAUAAUAGUAAGGGAAAAUGUGGUCACACUGACCACAAAGUAAGGUAUUUGCAAAGCCUCUUUGAGUUUCGCAUCAACUUUUUGUCCCAGCUGACCACGCUAGGGCCAGUUCUAAAGUGCGUCACACGUGUUUCAAUACGACGUACAGCCGUUUCAGCGCUCUAUCUUUAGACGCCCUGAAUGGCUGAAUGCAGCCUGAAAUUAUAUACGUUUCACAUGUACUGUACUUUCAUUGCUACUUCAUAUUUCCCAACUAUACAAUUACUAUAACACUAUUCAUUCAAGACAACCCUUUCCCAGGCAUUCAGCCAGGCGGCCGUCCAACUGUCCUAUUGACAGCCACUUUUUAAUAGACAGCCGUGUACGGCCUAUAUACUAAGAAAAUGUUUUCUUUCAACAGCAACUUGCAAGCUUUAUGAUGUUUCUUGAAUAUCUCAGAACUUGUUAUUUAUUUUAUCUAUUGCAUGCGUUUCCAAACUUUCUGCCGAAAAGACGCUGAAUUAUAUGCAUGUGACAAAUGAUUCCAAACGCCAUGUUUUUCAAACAAUAGGUUGCCACACUCAUGGCAGUUUUGGACGGCCAGUUUUGACAUCCUGACUGAAAGCCUGCCCUUUCCCAAACAUCAGAAAAUGUUUUUAAUAAGAUACUUUACCCAUAUAUACUGUAUUUUUUUGUAUUCUUUAGUCCGUCCGUUGAUGAAUCUUUCUUUCAAUCACACCAUUUCCAGGUACAAUCUUGCCGUAGUACUAUGUGCUAGGAAGAGCGUCCUUCAUGCAUAGGCUAGUGUUUAGAGAGAGUUCAACCACAGACCUAUAAUUUUUAUAAAGAGCAAUUGAAGUCCGAGAUGAAAUUUGCAAUACUGUAUCCCCCCUGUACAUUCUUUCGAAGAUGUGUAUGACCAUGAUUAUUGAUUUUUCAUUUGCUAUAUAUAGGAUACAACGGAUGUUAACAUCGACUCGGAAGAAUUCAAGAAGCUGCCACGUGAGAUUCAACAUGAAAUUAUUGUUGAAAUGCACGAGAAAAGUAAGAGACAUUCCCGCUAUCAGGAUAUAGACAUGCCAGAGGUAUAUGCCAUGUUUAUACUUUAUACUAGUCCUGUUUGUAAGCAUAAAAACCAAGAUCCAAGGCAUAUAUAGGGAAGCAUUUAUCUAGAAUUUCGUCCAAUCAGAUGAAGUGUGCAUGUGAUGAUGUACGAGUCGAUUAACCAAUUACCAAAAUCGUCUUGCAUAAAUGACUAAAUUUGCCCAUUGCAUAUCUUUUGAUUUAUUUAGAUCAUAAACCAUUAUUUCAUCAACAAACGUUUAAUUCAUCUAAUAGGCGUUAAUUAUUAUAUACCGGUACCCCUUUAUAGUAACUGGGCAUUAAUUAGAUCAUUUACGCUAUCUAUAUGACGUGACUGUAUAGGAGUGUGAUGACUUUUCAAAUUUUCAACUGAAUCAUCUACUGAAGCGCGGGAAGUUAACUCAAAGACUGGGAACAAUAAGAAAAGAAAUGAACGAAAAACGAGUGGGAGAACUUGUUGUUGACGUUGCUGACAGUGAAAUGAACGUUAAUUCGAUCAUCCAAUCACAGAAAAUAAUGUCUGAAGAAACAGGACAUUACAUUUUAAUCAAGCGGACAGCAGCACGAAAAAGUGAUGGUAUGUUAUUUUAUUUAAUCUUUUGACUUCUUUGUGAAAGGGCCAAAAUGCUAUUAAAGGUCCCGUGGAGUUAGAGCCUCUUCCUUUUUGGAACGUACGCUCUCCCCAUCGUUUCGUAAGAUCAGUUUUGUUAGCUUGGGUUUGUUAGCUUGGGUUUAUAUCCAUCAAAAGACACAUGUAAUAUAGUAAAAGCUCUACACUUCAUAAAACAAAACACUUUUAAAAAAAAAUGUGAAAACGCUCUCUGUAUAGUAUAAACAAGCUUUCGUCGGUAGGGAUGCAACUACCUGAAAAAUAUAUAUGGCGAAUUUCGACGUUUCGAACUCCAGACGAAGGGCCUCCGCUCGAAACGUCGAAAUUCUUCUUAUAUUUUUCAGGUAUAGUUGCAUACCUACCAACGAAAGCUUGUUUAUAUUAUUGGCACUACUUACACUGGCACAGACAGUUCUCUGUAUAGUAGCUACAGUAUUUCGCCACUAGAUUGCAAGACUUGACACAAGUCCACCGCCUUGGAAGGAGCGCGGUUGCUGGCACGUUGAAGUAUUAUAUUGGUUUUUGGAUGUUUGAAAAUCUUUUAGAUCAUGAGGAACAAAAAGAGGAUGAAAUGGCUGGAGGAUUUUUCCGUGAAGAUGGCAACGUCGAUGAGGUGGAACUUAAACCAUUCUUUCUAAAAGACUUGCCUAAAGUCUCAAGCAAUGUUGCUAAACCUAGCAUGAGUAUGUCUUUAGAUGCAGCGACAAGCAGUACAGGGGAAAGUAGUGAUGACCAAGAGUUUGAAGAUAUUGCUGCUAAAGUCUUGCCAACUGAAUCAGCAAGUGAUUUAAUGAAACAAUCAAAUAAUUUUGGCAUUCCAGAGAGAGAAGCCACCGAUUUGUCUAACAUUGUGAUGAGACAGGCCACAGGCAAAGAAAAUAAAAAUGAUGCAGUUCGGAAAGAAGGCAUUUCAUUUCCAGUUGAAUCGAAUGAACUAAAAAUGGAUAUCAACGAUGAUAAAGUCCAUUCUAAUGAGAAUAGUGGAACACUCACCGGAGAAAUAAGUGGGAAUAUACCAAUCGAUAAUGAAUACUUUGUUGAGGAAGGUGGCGACGGAACUCUUUCGUCAUCCCAGUAUUCCAAUGACACAUUGGACGACAGCAACACAUGCGUUUCCACUGCUAGUUCAUCCAUUCCAAAAUUAUCUGAAACCGGGGAAAUUUGUCAACAAGAAUUAAGCCCUGAAAAAACUAUUAACACUGAGUUAGAUGAUUUAGAGAAUGAAAUAAACCAAAAGAAACUUCUGAUUGAAAAGUUGCUGUCCAAUAGACGCACGUCCAAUAUGAGUCCGUCAGAUGCGAAGGAAAACGUUGGGAAUUUACUUGAGGAAAAGUCGCUAUGCGAUGAGGGACAGAAUAAUCUUUCUAUGCAAGUUUGUGCCGCUAGUGACAUUUCUCUUCAACACGGGAUUAGUUUAAGUAAUGACAAUGAAAGUAAAAAUGCAGGAUCUAAUCCUUCCACUACUACUAGCGAUGAUAUUGCCAUUCCUCUAUCCGAUACUGGAACGUCCCGGCCAACUGAAAUCGAUGCACCUGUUCCAAAUGAGUUUGAAGGAAUAACAUAUGUGAGUACUAUGAUUUUUGUGCAAAUCUUACAUGCACUUGCUUGCAAUUGAAUGCAUAGUGCAUGGAUCAUGAUAAAUAUUUUUUUACCAAUUCAUGAUGAGGCACUAUACAACAGUAAAUCGUAAUUGAUCUCACGCAAAUUUCGCUGUCAUAAGAAUAGCGAGGUGCAUGUCUGAUGGGGAAAAUACGUACAUGUAAAUGCACAGAGCUUUGAAGGUCUCUGGAUGUCACGUCACUUUUUUAUUGUUAAAUGGUCCCGUUCAAACAUUAACGAAAUGCAUGUGUUCUUACAUGUACAUCUCUGCCAUUUGUAAUUACAUGUACUCCACUUAACUUAGUUAUAGGGUGACAAUUACUUUGAGCUCGACAUACAGUACUAAGAAAGUGAAUCUUAAUUCAUUGAUAAUUAAAAUUUAUUUUUGUCUGGCUGCUUGGUUGAAAUAUCGCCUGCUUUUAACCAGUGCAUGGCAAUAUGACAUGACACUAUGUUGAACUUCAGAAGGGAUUUUAUUUCGUAAAGUAAAUAGUAGCAGCAUUGGAUCAUUUAAUGAAGGUAACAUACUGUAUUUUCCAAUAUCCUGGGUGUUGAAUGUGGUGAACUCUACAAAACGUCAUAUUGUUUCCGUAUGUAAAAUGCCUUUCAGGAAGAACUUGGAGAGAUGCAAAUGAAAUUGGAUGAAGAUCUUGAUAGUUUGAAGGAAGAAAGGUCGCGCCAAACCCGACUGGCUGCCACUGUUACUGAUGAAAUGUACAAAGAUAGUCAAGUGAGUUUAAGGAGGCUCCCUACAGUUUCCAUUAUAUAUCGGUGUUUUAAACUAAAAGCUAUUUGAAUCCAAAAAAACUAAUUUUUUGCACAAGCUAUUGUUUCCUCUUAUAUAAAAAAGUAAUUUUAACCCACAAUCGCUACUCUUCAUGUACUAUUUACAACAUGAGCGGCCGUGUUGUAUCGGAUAUACAACACGGAUGUUAUAUGGCGAAGUAAUUUUAAAAAUAAACCUUGUCUAAGCCGAGAAAAUCAAAGUUAAAGUUUAUGUAAAUGAACAUGAAUCUGUAUCACAUAUACAGACUCCUUCACGCCCGUGAUUUCUUUUGUAUUUUCUUCAUGAAUUAUUAAUGAGUUUUUUAAGUUACCGUUACAACAUGACGUCACCAUCUAUAUGGCCUAUAUCAACCAAAAAAGCCGUCUUAGCGGACAAAUAACCACGGUGACCUACCUUUUUUAUUGCAGAAGAUACAUUGUUAUGAAGUUUUGAAUCUUUUUUGAAAGUUAUUUGAAAAUCGCCAGUGUAGUUUUCGAGAAAUUGAAUUUCAGCCUUUCCAAAGCUAAAAUGCAAUCUUAAAGGCUGAAAUUCAGUUUCUCGAAAACUACAUUGGCGAUUUUCAAAUAACUUUCAAAAAAGAUUCAAAACUUCAUAACAAUGUAUUUUCUGCAAUAAAAAAGGUAGGUCACCGUGGUUAUUUCUCCGCUAAGACGACUUUUUUGGUUGAUAUAGGUCAUAUGGAUGGUGACGUCAUGUUGUCAUGGUAACGUGAAGAGUAGCGAUUGUUGGUUAAAAUUACUUUUUUAUAUAAGAGGAAACAAUGCUUGUGCAAAAAAUUAGUUUUUUUAGAUUCAAAUAGCUUUUAGUUUAAAACAUAUAUAUAUAUAUAUAUAUAUAUAUAUAUAUAUAUAUAUAUAUAUAUAUAUAUAUAUAUAUAUAUAUAUAUAUAUAUAUAUAUAUAUAUAUAUAUAUAUUGGAAACUGUAGGGAGCCUCCUUAAGUGUACCAUGUGUUGUAGUUGUUCAAAUUCUAGCGAUGUUGCGAAAAAUUAAAAACUUUACAACCCAUAAUUUAAAAAAACACCUUGUAGAAACUUUAACACUCUCACGCUUAGAUUAUGGAGAUGUUGUAUUCUUUCCGAUUACUGAUAGUUCACUUUUCGUCCAAAAACUAUAUUAAUUUUUAGACCUAAAUGAAAAAGAAAAGUGAAUCUACAAAAACCUUUCGAAAUUUUGUUCUAUCCAGCGAGAUGUACAAAAUCUAGAAUAUUUACCCAUAAUCAAAUUAUGUAGUCGAACAUCCUCCUGAAACAAGUUUCUGUUACUUUCCAGGAAUUAUUACAGUUAUUUGGGAUUCCAUUUGUCGUAAGUCCUAUGGAAGCGGAAGCACAGUGUGCUACCUUAAACAGGAAUAACUUGUGUGAUGGCUCAAUAACUGAAGAUAGUGAUAUUAUUCUAUUUGGAUCUAAGAAAGUUUACAAAAAUAUUUUCAAUCAGAAGCGUGAUGCAGAGAUAUAUCAAGAAGAUGAUGUCAAGUGCGUACUGGGUAAAGUAUGCUACUGUAUUUAUUCGUUAAACAGUUCUUUGAUUUAGUUCUUGUAGCCAGACUCUAUACGCAUACAGGUUGCUUUCCGUAUGUUUGAAAGUGUACUUGUUAUUUGUGUUCACGCGUUCAGUGACAGUCAAUGGAGUUAAGCAUGUCCCACAAACAACUUUCUUUAGUUUAACGUGACUUCUUCUUUCGUAUACCAGAUCGUUUGAGUGCAAUACCGGAUGUUUGAACUCCGGAACUUUGUAUCCCCGGAACUCUUAAUGGUGGGAUCAAUUGAAACAGUGCAUGAUUUAACAGGGAUUUCGGGGCCAGAUAAUAUUCAAUUUAUAAUUACUAAUGUAUAUAAUAAUAUACUUUCAAACUUUAUUCUCGUUCGUGAUUGGUCAACAUUCCCAGUAUUCUCAAUAUCCGGGAGGUGGAUAGUGCUUUUCGCGCGAUUUGAUUGGUUGUUCAACUCCGGAUAUCUUUGCACCAUUCACCUCCACUUCGGUGAAUUAUUGUUAAUCUAAUUGUUAUUCAGUGAAUAAUUGUUAAUUGUUUAUUAUUUGCUUACCACGUUUAGGUCUGGACCGUUUAAACCUCAUUGCUAUCGCAUUGCUUACUGGAAGCGAUUACACAGAAGGAAUACAAGGUCAGCCAUGUCAAACUCCGAACUAUGAAAAAUAUUGAAAUUCUUCAACAUUUCGAACGAAGACCCUUCAUCAGGAGGUUUCAGUUAUAGUUACCUCACAAUGGGCCUGUGGGAAUGUUGUUUGAUGCCCCCCCCGCGAUCACAAUAAGUCGCAAGUCACAAACCAAUAGUCACAAAUGAUGUUUUAAUGCUCUCAAAUCUCAAAAGUCGCUCACAAAAAAACCCCCAAAAAACACGAUGCAGAGCUCUUCUAAGAACCAAUUCGUAUCAUUCACUUCCGGUACAGUUACCCUAGCUACUUUUGACACACUCCCCCUAUUUUGUUCCGAUAGGAACCAAAUAAUUCAACAGUGUCUCAGUUCUGUUCAUAGGCUACUGAUUAUAUGUAUUAUAAACGUUCAAUAAAACAACUAUAUUUAAUUAAAGUGUUCAGUCACUUUGUUCUUCUUCAACUAUCUUUCGAAUGUUCUCCUGACCGAAUAUUGCUGCCUUUCCCUCCCUUACUCUUUCGCCUCCACGUUCAAACUGGUCUUGGGUGGUUCCAUGUCACACAACAAUUCCAAUGGAUAUAGAAACUGGAUUGGACGCUCUAAGAAUGAUUUUCUUGCUCUCAGUUUGACCGCUCUGAUCACACCGUCUCUUCCCUUGAUCAUCUGAACUACAACACCGAGUUUCCACUUGUUUCGAUUUCUUUCCUCUCCUUUGAUAAUCACCACGUCUCCUUGUUUCAGCGUAUGCUCUUUCUUUGGAUGUUUCAAAUUAUGGCGUUCUCGCAACCCCCGAAGGUACUCCGACGACCAUCUCGACCACAAAGCGUUUUUGCAUUUUUCAACAUAUUUUGCUCUCUAAGGCUUGCCUCAUCAAUGCAAUGUACAUCUUCCUCAGGGAUUGUGCCAGGUUGACCAAACAUCAGGUUGUUAGGGGUUAGGAUCGGCAUUUGGAUGUCAUCCUCUACAUAACUCAACGGUCCAUUGUUCAACACCAGCUCAAUGUCUAACAAUACUUUUGAAGUUCUUUCCAUUGUAGACAGGCUUUUCCAAUGGACUUGUAUAACGCUUGUUUGACUAAUCCUACCAUCCGCUCAAACUGACCGCCCCACCACGGUGCACGAGAUAGAUUAAACUGCCAAUCGAUUCUUUGUUCUGCUAACCAGUUGCGGAAACGUUCUUCUUUCAUCACCUUUCUCAGCCAGGUCGCUGCAGCCACGAAGGUCUUGCCGUUGUCCGAGUAGAUCUUUCUAGGACGACCCCUGCGAGCAAUAAACUUCUUCAAACUAUGGAUAAAUUCUGUUGUAGUUAGGUCUGGAAGUAACUCCAAAUGGAUAGCUCUCGACAGACUGCAAGGAAUACAGAAGGAUAUAUGACUUCCGUUCUCGAUUCUUCGCCGUACGGUAGGGAAUAGGCCCCGCGUAAUCAACACCGAUCACCUGGUGUGCAGAGGAUCCAACUGUUCGAUCUGUCGGAAGAUUUCCGGGUGGAGGAUUGACAACUGCUACUGCCCGAAACCGUUUACAGCCAUUACAUUUUUUGUUCACCUUUCUUACCAACCGUCGUAACCGUGGUAUCCUGUAAACCUCUCGCAGUUUAGUCAUCGUAAGACCGACUCCCCCGUGCAAGGUGCGGAUAUGGGCGUCCAUUACAAGCUUCUCGGUGAACACAUCUUGAUCUGGUAGAUAGGUUGGGUAAUGCCCUUGAAGUCUGCCCCAACAUUCGUAUACACCGUCAUUGUUUCUUUGAAGGUUUAACCGUAGCCGAUCAUCAUGAAAGGUGUUGGUUUCUUCAUUCCUUCCUUGAACUCUUUUUACCCAAAAUGCUAGCUGCUUUUGAAUUUCCUCUGACGUAAUAGGACCCACUGUCUUCUCUCCAUCAUGAACUUUAGCAUUAGACAGGAACCUCGCCACCCAUGCUCCAAUUCGCAGAGUUUUCCAAAGCUCAAAUUUCCCGAGAAGUUCGUCAAACGUUUCAUUUCCUCUCACAGAUCUUCCGCACGCGAUUUUGUACGAACUGUUUGUACUGCCCUUUCCCUUCGAUCCAGUACAACGCCACCGUGCUAUCUAGCCAUCCUGUCACUUCGGUGACAGGAAACCCUUCUAAGGCUGUUUUCACAUUGUCAACUAGGUUUGCCGCCAUGUGACCCGAUACUAACUCCGUCCUUGGUAUGGACAGUCCUCGUUUUGAUAAACGUGAUUUUGCUGCAACCAAUCCCUGCGUGUCUCCAGAAGGUUGUCUCACCACAGCGUAGACGGCUGCUGCCACUCCUUUGUUACUUGCAUCUCCGAAUGCAUGUAGACAAAUUUCUUGGAUAUCUUCUCGAUUUCCUACAAGACUCCUAGGAACUUCAACACUGUCCGGAAGUUCGUUCUCCCACUUUUCCCAUCGUUUUGCAAACGAUUCAUUCAGCGGUGCAUCCCAUCCUAACUUUCGGUCACAGGCUUCACGGUACAACAGCUUGCCGGCUAGUGUCCUCGGAGACACUAGUCGUAAAGGAUCAUAUACUCUAGCUAUUUUGGAUAGUAUGUCUCUUUUCGACGAUUCUGCUUUCUCUGACGGGAAAGAAAUGCUUAUCGUGUUCUUAUCUUUGUUCCAGUCAAGGCCAAGGAGUUUACCAUUCUCUUUAGUUGGAAUCCCGAGUUGUUCCUUUGCGUAAGUUUCGUCUUCUUGCUUCGAUGAGGAUGGCGUUUCUAGCCCCUUGUCGUUUGACUGCCACUUAUGCAGAUCGAAUGUGGCAUCCUGAAAGAUUUCAGUAGCCUUGUCUUUUACUGUCGUUCCAAUUGAAGUGUUGCUCAAAUAUUGAUUCAAUACAUUACCUCGGGCUGACCAAUUCAUUUCAUCAAGUUCCUAGAGAUAUUCAUACACUUCCUAGUAUAACUGUAAACUUCCUGUUGAAUAGCUUGAAUGCACCAAUCACCUUUGUUGUUUGUGCAACUAACCAAUCAUAAAUAGACAGGAAGUGACCAGAAAUGAUCAAAUACUUGGAAUUGGCUCUUUCACAGGAAGUGUAUGAAUAUCUCGAGGAACUUGAUCAAAUGAAUUGGUCAGCCCGAGGUAAUGUAUUGAAUCAAUAUUUGAGCAACACUUCAAUUGGAACAACAGUAAUUGUGAUGCUUUCUCGGUUGUAGUAGCUCCACUAACAAGGUCAUCAACAUAAAGACUUUUGUCAAUCUCAUCGACCACAGCAGGGUGCCAACUUUCUAAGUGUUGUUGAAUCACUCCCCCAGGAGAAAUGGAGAUGAUGUCAAACCAAAGAUGGCUCUUGUAAAUCGCAAAGUUUGUAUUUCAUCCAUGUUGAUAUCUUUCAGCCAAUAGAAUCGGAGGACAUCUCGAUCACCACUACUAAUUCUCACUUGUAGGAACGCUUUACGCAAGUUUCCACUAAGACAAACAGGGUAAAAUCUUCCCCGAACUAGCACAGAGCACAAUUUAUUCUGCAGAGGAGGACCGACUUCGAGACCGUCAUUAAGUGAUGGUGACUCUUUCGAUGGUCGUGCCGCGGCAUCAUAAACGACCCGUAAUUUGAUACUUUCUGCAGUCUCACGAAAUACUCCCUUAUGUGGUAUAUAGAAUUAUCUUCCUUCAGGACUCUCUGGUACAGGUUCCACCACUCCUUCAUUCAACUGCUCUCUGAUAACAUUGUCAUAUUCUUCCAACUUCUCACUGGUUUUGAGCUUACUCACCAAUGUCCGUAGUCGUCGUUGGCUGUUGACCUCAUUUGUACCAAUUGGAAAAUAGUUUCCCUUCCAGGGGAGGCCAGAUUCAUACCAGCCUUCUGGACUUCUGUAUAGUUGUUCUUUAAAUUCUUCGUAUACCGCUUCUUGAUCUCCCACUGGGGUGUCAGCUAGACCUAGGACAUCCAUUCGACAAAGUUCCUCGUAUUCCACCGAAGAUGUUUGUGUCAGGAACAUUUGAGAUAAAUCGACACCUUGUCCAGGUGAUACUAGAAUCCAUCCAAAUUUGGUUAGUUUAGCCACUGGUUCUCCCGGUACACCAACUUUCUCUUUCGAGCUUGUCUUGAUUUUCGCGUAUUCCCCCACGCCCAAAAUGAGAUGAAUUGGGAGCUGUUCUUUCGGAUCAUCAACGUGGAUGUGGUAACAACAACAAUUGCUGUUUAGCAAUCUUUGUCACAUCUGCUUCUAGACUAAAAUCACCGUUCACCGAUUGAAUUCAACUAAUUUUGGGAAGUCCCAUUCUUGCCAAUUAUCAUCAUUCCGCACCAGGUCGCCUCGGAUCCCUUCCAACUUAUCUAGUGCAGUGCGAAUGUACCCAGUAAUUUCUUUCAGUUUCCCAAGUGUCUCGAGUGAUUGAACAUUAUACACCAGAGAUUCAUAAAAUUCGUGCACUUUCCUUGGUUGGUGGCUUCCAGUGAUGACGGGUAGCCCCAUAAUGUUUUUCAUGUAGGCAUGCACUAUUUCGCAGGGUCUACCAUAUUUGGUCUUAAGGAUUGUUUUAGCACGUUCGUAUCCCUCGGUCGAAAAUGGGAGACCGUCUGUACAGCUCCUUACCUUAGACUCCACCAAUUCCUUUAAAUAUGAGAAUUUUGUAAUAGCAGCCGCUUUCGAUUUAUCUAUUUCUGCUUCGAAUUGGUUCCAAAACCUAGGCCAGUCUUGGUGUGUGCCGUUGAAUUUCGUGAUCACUAACUUUGGGAGCUUUGCUGCACUGCUAACUGCACUGGUACUAUUCUCGGAUGAUGACGUCAUUGAAUUUUUCUUUAUCUCGCUCAUCUUUGUUUCAAAUUCUAGCUUUUGUUCGAAUUGCUUACGCUUAAAUGCUAAUUGUUCUUGUCUCGUAUGAAAUGCCAGUUUGUUUUUCUCUUCCUGUUGUUGUGCUUUCUCUCGGAGAACUAAAUCCGCUAUAAACUUGUUUAAAUCCGUAAUUUUUUCGUCGACUUCUUCCAAUUGCUCUACGACCGGCUUUCCCCAACUUUCGACAUUUUCGUCGCUGUCGCCAUUUGUAAAUUUCGCUUCCUCAAUAUCUCCUUUUAACUUUUGAAUAGCAACUACCAUCGAGUUCAACGCAUCGCGAUGACGUUCGAGUGCUGUUUUGUUUCCCUUUCCAACAAUAUCGUCGGUUUCGCUUAACGUAAAACGUAAGGCUUUUACUUUGCCCGCCAAUAAGCCGUCUAAUUUCUCCAUUUUUUGUUCGAUAAAACGAUAUAUUUGCCGCGUUUCUCGCCGAAACAACGAAUUUCUAUCCCGUACGAAGGUGCCGCUGUGUGGGGAAUGUUGUUUGAUGCCCCACGAUCACAAUAAGUCACAAGUCACAAACCAAUAGUCACAAAUGAUGUUUUAAUGCUCUCAAAUCUCAAAAGUCGCUCACAAAAAAAAAAACACGAUGCAGAGCUCUUCUAAGAACUAAUUCGUAUCAUUCACUUCCGGUACAGGUUACCCUAGCUACUUUUGACAGGCCUUUUGUCGAAACGUCGAAUUGUUUUUAAUCGUUUUCAGUUAUUUCAUAAACAAAUAAUGAUAUAAUUACGGGAACCACUCAGUAUUUUAAGAAAAUACAAAAUAACAGUAAUUCCGAAUAACAUUUUGAUUUUUAAUCGACUUUUCGACUAGUUUGUGGUCAUCCUCAGGAUUAAUUAUUAAUCCUACAAACUGGUCGAAACGUCGAUUGAAAAUCAAAAUGUUAUUCGGAGUUACUGUUAUUUUGUAAAAUCAUGAUAUCUUGUCGUAGAAUAACUACUAUACUGAACUGCAUGCUACAUCGUCUACUCGCGACAGAUUGUAAUUGGAUUCGAAUUCACUUUAAUAUUUUAAUAAACAACAAUUGAACUAGCGUUUAACUGCUACGCAGGCUACAGUUAAUCUUAUUUUAGUAUCCAUAUCCACCGAAAUAGAGAGAAAUACGAGUUCAUAUCUUAGACUUUUUAAGUUCCAUCUUUACUGAUGGAAAGCAAAAUGUGCAUUAUUUGUUGUUUGGUUUCUAGGUAUAGGAAUUGUUUCUGCCAUGGAAAUUAUCAAUGAAUUUUCUGGCGAAGGCAUUGAGAAAUUGCAGAACCUAAAGUGAGUACUUUACUAAAUGUAAAAACCUGUAUAUAUUAAGCAUCUCUAAGCUUAUUUCUGUAGCUCUCUCUCCACGUUAAACUCGUAUUAUCGUAUUUCCUCUAUUUAGUACCCAGCCUCUUUUUAGACUCCCACCUUACCCUUCUAAUUAGCCCUCAUGCAGUCCAGAAGCACUGAAACAAAAUAAGCUCCCACCCUCUAUUUAGCCAUCCUCUAUUAAUUAAAUCAUUCUCAAUUUAAACUGAUAACGAAAUAUGAACACGAACAUUCUUUAUAGCGUUCACUGAUAAUGCUCGAUGUAUAUAAAGUGCACUGAUAUGGCUAAAUAACGGUUAAUUUUAAAAUGUCUCCAAGUAUCCCUCUAAUUGUUUUUGGUCAAAAUAUUUCGAAAACCAAGCAAGGUACGAAAAAGUGCAUGUAAACGGUCUUCAUAUAUGACUUUAAAAGUUCUUUCAAAUAAGACAAAGUUAAUUUUUAUUGCCAUAUCCCUUUACAAGAACGUAAAAAUUUAUUCCGCCUCCAGCCUCUAUUUAGCCCCUCUACUUCUAAUAAGCCCCCCAGUCCAGAACUACUGGGGGAUAAAUAGAGGAAGUAUGGUAUUUAAAAAGUGUCGGCAUGUCCAGAGUUUUGAAUUAUUACUUUUUUCGCUGUCUAAUCACGAACCACGUUUUAGUGAAGACUAUGAAUAAAAAACUUGACUGCAAUAUUUGUUUGCAUUUUUAUUGUUUUAAACAGAAGUUGGUUAUAUGACAAAUCAAGGCAUCAGCUACACGAAAGUAAAGUUAAAAAUAAAUUAGUAAGUAUAUGGUUGUGAAUAACUUGUACUGAUCUAUACAUGUUGUAAUUGGUGCAUCUAUAUUUUUUAGAAAAAUAUUUCACUCCCUAUUGGCUUUCCAUCGGAGCAAGUUUUUGAGGCGUACCUAAAUCCAGCUGUGGAUGAUUCCAAAGAAGCUUUCUCAUGGGCCAAUCCUGACCUCCACUCUUUAAGAUUAUAUCCUUUUAAUUUUUCUUCUAAAAAGCGCGUAAUAUAGUUAUACAUUAACAGCAGCCUUGACGAUGGGCAUGCAGUAUAAAACUGCCCGAAACGUUGCAAUUAUAAAUAAAUUUAUGCAUUUUUACAUGCAUAUUAAAUGCAGUUUGCAUGUGAGUGACUGAGUGUUUGCAUGGAAAACGCAAGUUAUUAUAUUCAAUUUGUUUUAUGAAUAGUUUAUUAUUAUUUAUCUGAAAUAUCCUUUAAACCUGGUUUUCACAACUAAAGCAAGCAUAUAGCGAGAAUAUACACAAGGCACACUUUACGAUGAAAAACAGUGAAAAUUCUCUUUGCUUAUUUGCAUGAAUUCGCUUUUAAUUUGUUGGGUCCCAUCUUAUAAGUAUAGGUAAUCAUGCGAUGGCGAGUACAAUUAGGGAUUAAUAGUACGAGUGAUGUUUGGAAAUUUUGCCAAAAUUGGACGGGGCGAGUCCAAUUUGGCAAAUUUCCAAACAUCACGAGUACUAUUAAUCCCUAAUUGUACGAGCAACAUCGCAUGAUUACUUGUUUAUUAUUAGCAUGACAAAAUUGGAUACUUAUCAUUGUCAACAUCAUAUUCUCUCGCCAAAGCCCAGUUCUGCCACACUUUCAACCAAAAUUUGGUGCUUUUGUUUGUAUUUUCAUUUAGUUCUUUUGUUCAAGCAAAAUUUGGUGCGUUUGUUCGUAUUUUCAUCUAGUUCCUUCACGGCAAUUUCAUUUUACAUCUGUGCUUAAAAUACCUUUCCGCCGCCAUUGUGUUUGUUUUGGGAAAAUCAUUAAUUGUACUGCAGUACAAUUAAUGAAAUAAUUGUACUCCUCUCAACCAAUCAGCAUCCAGUAAUUUUGUCAUGCUAAUAAUAAGCUAGCUUACAGUCUUACGUUAUUGAGGUCGAAGCUUGCAUGCGCACUCCUCCCUACACUUCUUUGCUUUUGUCUGUUGUGCUUGGGUCGCAUGUGAAAAACAGAUUUAGCUAAAUAUUUUAUACCACAUACCAGUGAGAGAAUGUAUAAAAAUAUUGAUUUUCUUUAACUAUUUUCACAUUUGCCUCAGAGAAGUUGGGCUGGAGCAAAAUAAAGACGGAUGAGAUCCUACUACCUGUACUGAAACGUCUUAAUAGUAAAGAGGUAAUGGUAUAAACAAAGGCAAACGACAGAAACGUUGGUAGAGAUGCAACUGCCUGAAAAAUAUAAGGAGAAUUUCGACGUUUCGAGCGAAGGCCCUUCGUCUGGAGUUCCUUCAAUCCUCGCUUGACGGAGUGAAAGGCCUUCGCUCGAAACGUCGAAAUUCUUCUUAUAUUUUCCAGGUAGUUGGAUCCCUACCAACGAAAGCUUGUUCAUAUUUAUUGGCACUACCUACACUGGUACAGACAUAUGCCGUUCAAGAUUUAGUCACCUAUAGUCUCACGCUUCUUUUUCGUCUUUGCUAAAUGAACAUAUGUACAGAAUAUAUCGUGGGCUUCUGCUUCGAUUAUGUUAUAAUGAAGGAGAGCGCGCAUAAAUAGAAUUUUAUGUGUGUAUUCAAGUCCACGAAAAUUAAUUAUAUGGGUUUAACGACGAAGAAACAGUUCUAAGCUGGUGUUUCUCUGAGCGAUGUUCCCAUACAUUAUGUGUAUAGCUAUGCAACAAUGAAGAACAUCUAAUUUUAGUUUCUGACAUUCGCAAUUUUUAUUCAAAUAUUGUCUAUUUUAUCAAAGGUGCCCUUGUGUAGUGGGAAUGCACCCCGCCUUUUCGAUAAUUACGUCAUAAAUACGUCCCUGGCCUACGAGCCUCGCUGUCAUGAAUCAAGACGGAAGGCGAUUGGCUCACGAUUCUUGAAAAUGAGGCUCCCAGACCAAUAACGUACUCAUGACGUAAUUAUCGAAAAGGUGUAUUGACCGUUGCCGUUUUAAGAAAUAAGGCAAUGUAAUGUUACAGUACAAGAUGUACAACUCAUUCUGGUGUAUGUAUUCGUAAUUACUGCUGAUGCUACAAUCUGUCUUCACUUAGUUUAUGGGGAAAUUUGAAAUGCAAAUGCUAUACGCCUGCUUAUUCGAUUACAUACGACAGCAUACGAAUCGUACACGACAAAUCGCAUGUAACAGUACCUUAUACUGUGAUAUACUGUAAAUAACAUGUUAAGAUGGCAUUACAAAGCACCCUUCCAUUUAGUAUAUUAUACGUUGUAUUAAACUUGUGUUAAUCUGUUAAUGAAAUUAUGCAUUGCACUUUAUCUUUCACAGACGCAGUCAAAGAUCGAUGCCUACUUUCCUGUUCAGUUCAACGAAACUAGAAAAAUUAAAAGUCGUCGUGUUAAGCGAAUUGUGAACCGUCUAUUGAACAAGGAAACCAAUGACGAUGAUGUUGAAAAACAGACUGUGAAAAAGCGUAAAGUUAAGGGAUGUAAUGAAAUGUCUCAAAAUAUCGCUAGCUGCAUAAAUGAAAAAGGAUCGGAUGAAAUGGACAUUCGAGAUCCUAGUCACGCCGUUCAAUGCGAUCCACGUUCAUUGUCGAAACCUACCCUGCCAGACAUACAUAAAACUCAUGAAGAUCCCGAUGCGAGUAAAACUGGAUCUUGUUCUGAUUCUACAUCAGACACAAGCGACGAAGAUCAAAGUUAUGUACCGUUUAACACGAAAGGUGGAAAACCUCGCGGUCGAGGGAAGCCAAGGGGUAGAGGCAGUGUUUCGGGUUCACUGAGAUCACAGAGGGCUAGCGACAGAAAGUUCACAAGAAAAAAUACUUCCUGA